GGCAUCACGUGGCCCCUAGCAGGAUAAUGGCGGGCGGAGGGGAAGACUCACGAGCUCUCUUCCGGGCUGGGGUCCGAGCGGCUCUACAAGGUUGGCCAGCCUUGCAGAUUGCUGUGGAGAAUGGCUUCGGGGGCAUACACAGCCAGGAGAAGGCCGAGUGGCUGGGAGGUGCUGUGGAGGAGUACUUCCUCCGCAAUGCUGACUUGGAACUAGAUGAGGUGGAAGACUUCCUUGGUGAACUCAUGACCAAUGAGUUUGAUACAGUUGUGGAGGAUGGAAGUUUGCCCCAGGUGAGCCAGCAGCUGCAGACCAUGUUCCAUCACUUCCAGAGGGGUGAUGAGGCUGCACUGAGGGAGAUGGCCUCUCACAUUGCCCAAAGAAUGUACAGAGUCAGAGCCACCAUGGUUACAACAGCUAGGGAAGCCGAUGAGGAUGAAGACGACGUGGACAGUAUGGAAGAAAUGGAGGUUACAGCUAUGAAUGAUGGGACAGCAACAGAUGGGGUCUGCCCCCAACCUGAACCCUCUAAUCCAGACUCCCAGACCAUUAAGGAAGAAGAUAUAGUAGAAGAUGGCUGGACCAUUGUCCGUAGAAAGAAAUGAGUGCACUGGAAAUGGUUUGGGUUCUUACUUGCUUCUGGGUUUGCAACCAUUUUAGGUGACCUGUUUGUUUAUUUUUUUGAGGGUUGUGAACCUUUGGACUGAUUAUCUCAUCCUCACUUUUUCCCCAUUUUUUUAACCAGCCCCCUUUUGGGGAAGAAGAGACCUAGGGUCCUUGGUCUCAGGGUGAUGGGACCCGAUUCACCAAAGUUACUAGGUAAUGAGGCCUGGUUUCUGAGCACAGGAUCUCUCAGUAUCUGUGUUCUCCGUGUGAAGAGAUAUAGAUAAGGUUGGUAAGGCUCAAAGAGAAGCUCAGUGCCCACUGACAUUGAGGAGGUGGCUUUGUAAAGGGAGAGGACCAGCAGGAGAAUCAUUACUCCUUAUAGAUCACUAGUGUUCAAAUUAACUUGUUGACUGAAGAGAGAUUAGUUGAAGGUGUGAAUGGAAGUAGUUGUGGAACUCUUCCUUCCACCCAGCAUUUCUAUGGCCCUGCCCAGAAUUUGAACCUUGUAGCCCAGCUUCCGGUCCUGGAUUCCUUUGGAAAGUCUUAAGACCUUGGGUAGAUGUUCAGCUUGGGAUAUUGGGCUUUACUUUCUGUCUCCUCCAGUCUCUUUCUAAUCUCUUCAUCUCAUCCCAUCCAAGUACAGGGGUGAAACUUAAGACCUCAAUAAAUAAUACUGUAUUCAA
Molecule: messenger RNA, 1286 nt
Organism: Erinaceus europaeus (western European hedgehog)
Lineage: Eukaryota; Metazoa; Chordata; Mammalia; Eulipotyphla; Erinaceidae
Product: pre-rRNA-processing protein TSR2 homolog
Exons: 1
Coding region: 27-602 (191 amino acids)
Biological process (GO): maturation of SSU-rRNA from tricistronic rRNA transcript (SSU-rRNA, 5.8S rRNA, LSU-rRNA)
Cellular component (GO): nucleus
Source: RefSeq, a predicted model, not a curated record